CACAGACUGGGUCAUUGCCCCAAGCGCAAAGAUGAAACCUCCUGAAAUGAAUUUACAAUAAAAAUGCCCUCAUUGUCAUUGUCAUUCAGCUGAGCCUCCAUUCCUCGCUAGCAAAGUAGUAGUAUUAGAUUUAGAGCAGAAACAAAAGAGAGCAAGGAAGGACGUUCCACAUUCAAGCUAUUAUGCGCUGGAGUUGGUUCACCGAUCAUUUCUUUAAUAAAAGAAAGCAAAGAGAGAGAGCGUUUUAUGAGAAUGGAAGCCUGUUACUUGAGAAGUUGAUUGCCUCUUGCAAUGCCAAGCCUAUUCCCAUCCCUACCUUCUCCGCUCAACAGCUCUGCCAAGCAACCAACAACUUUUCUUCUGAAAAGCUAGUAAUGGGGUUCUCUUUUUGGUACAAGGGUUCUCUCGAAGGACGAAUUGUUCUCGUUAAGGGUUCUUUUGUUCGCAAUGCCAAGCUUAUUCCCAUCUAUACCAUCUCCCCUCAAGAACUCCGCCAAGCAACCAACAAUUAUCCUGCUCAACAUCAGGAAUUUUAUUGGUACAAAGGUUCUCUUGAAGGACGAAUUGUUCUCAUUAAGCAUUUAGAUAAUUUGGCCUAUAUAGCCAUCAAUGAUUUAGUGAUUUCUGCACAAAUGAGUGGUCACAGCAAUGUAUUAAAGCCCAUAGGUUGUUGUCUCCACACUCGAAUUCCCAUUUUGGUGUUUGAAUUUGCCGCCAAUGGUUUACUUGCAGAUCGAAUUUAUGUCUCCCGUGUUACUGAACUACAACAUGAGCCGAUGGUGUGGGAGAGAAGGUUAAAGAUUGCAAGGCAGAUUGCUCAUGCUCUUUCUUAUCUCCAUACUGCCUUCACUAGACCUGUCAUCUACAUGGCUACGGAUCUGCAUAGUAUCUUAUUAGAUGAACAUGAUGUUCCUAAAUUUUCUGGCUUUUAUUUUUCUGUAUCAAUUCCCGAAGGUGAAGCUUACGUGGAUGCUCCUUUUCUUUCAACAUUCAAAUCCCCCGAGUUUAAAACAGCAGGCAAGGUAACUGAGAAAGCCGAUGUAUAUGAUUUUGGUCGGUUUCUUCUAGAACUUUUAACUGGAGAGGAUUCUUUUAAUAUAACCCGAUUUACAAUUGAUAAAGAUUCUAGUUUAGUAGCAUACAUACAUAACCGUGCUCAAGGUAGUUGCAUAAACGAGAUUGUGGACCCUGCAAUCUUGGCUGAAGAUGGGGAAGGAUGUGCUAGUUUUGAGCAUCAAUUACAAGCGGUGGUGGACCUUGGCUUGGCAUGUACAGAGGAAGAUCCACAAAGAAGGCCAACCAUGGUUGAUGUCACCAAACAUCUCAGGCGAAUUGAGAGGUUCGUUCCAUCACUAAUUAUUUACUAA
This is a messenger RNA of Quercus lobata, 1367 nucleotides long. Its product is annotated as non-functional pseudokinase ZED1-like. The coding region runs from base 183 to 1367 and encodes 394 amino acids. NCBI's taxonomy places the organism in Eukaryota, Viridiplantae, Streptophyta, Magnoliopsida, Fagales, Fagaceae. Gene Ontology annotation, biological process: cell surface receptor signaling pathway; protein phosphorylation. The record is from RefSeq and is a predicted model, not a curated record. Gene Ontology annotation, molecular function: protein serine/threonine kinase activity; ATP binding. Gene Ontology annotation, cellular component: plasma membrane. The transcript is spliced from 2 exons.